UCCCCCCCCCCUCCCCCCCCCCCCCAAUAAAACAAACCCCUUUGACUUCUUCUCUCAGCAGGAGGGGGAGGGAGGGCGGAUUUACCAUGAAGACAAAUCGAAGAUGCAGAGCCCUGCUAGCAGUGAGUCUGAAUCUGAUGGCUCUCCUCUUCUCUACAACAGCUUUUAUCACGACCCACUGGUGUGAGGGCACACAGAGGGUUCCCAAGCCGAGCUGUGGGAAAGAGAAGAAGACAAACUGCCUCAACUACAGUGGGAAUGAGACUGCAAAUGAGACAAACCAGAAUGUGGUUCAUUACAGCUGGGAGACAGGAGAUGACCGCUUCCUUUUCAGGUAUUUCCACACUGGGAUCUGGUACUCCUGUGAGGAAAAUAUCAAUGCUGCUGGUGAAAAAUGUCGAAGUUUUAUUGACCUUGCCCCGGCUUCUGAAAAAGGUGUCCUGUGGUUAUCAGUAGUAUCCGAGGUGUUAUACAUCAUGCUGUUAGUCGUCGGAUUCAGCCUUAUGUGCCUCGAGCUCUUUCAUUCAAGCAGUGUGAUAGAUGGGCUCAAGUUAAAUGCCUUUGCUGCUGUCUUCACUGUGCUUUCAGGUCUCUUGGGGAUGGUGGCACACAUGAUGUAUACUCAAGUUUUCCAAGUGACAGUCAGCCUUGGGCCAGAGGACUGGCGACCACAUUCAUGGGACUAUGGAUGGUCCUUCUGUCUGGCAUGGGGUUCUUUCACCUGCUGCAUGGCGGCCUCCGUUACUACCUUGAACUCUUACACUAAGACUGUCAUUGAGUUCAGACACAAGCGCAAAAUCUUUGAGCAGGGCUUUCGAGAAGAGCAGAACUUCCUAGACCAGGAAGCCAUCAAGUACUUCAGAGAAAGGGCUUCACAACACCCAGCUCUAAAUGCCACUAGCACGCAGAGGAACAGGAGUGACCAUAACGCUCAGAAAAUACCCCCAUUCGCUACGCCAAGCUCUUCCAGCGACACAUCAAGCAGCUCUUCACUUUCAUCAGAACCAACCAGCCAGAUCUCCAUGGUUCAGGAUCAAACCCUGCUGGACAUUACCUCCAUCACUAGAUUGGCCCUAGGAGAAUCACCAAACCCUCAACCAUUUGAGCAAAGAGAUAAAAACGUAGCAAUAUUGUGUUCCAGCCCACUCGGAGCAAGGACUAUUGCAGUACCUUGCCCGGCCAGCCCCAGGCUCAGUCUAACACCCAGCUCAGCCAAGCCACAGCAAUACUCUGACUCCUCUCCAGGCAGCCCAGGGAUCAAUGCAACCUCCUUCUAUACCUUUUGUCCGCACACAGCACAAAACGUACAAGCUUCAGCAUCAGAUCACACACUGACCCCAACCAGGAAAAGCACAAGGCCUCCAGCAACAAUGACUCCUGAAGAGAGUUCCCAGUCUCCUGGCUAUUCUAAAGCUGGAUUAAAGAAUACAGGAAAGGGUUUUGAAUCAGAUCUGGAAGAUCCUGAUCACGAAAGGAGAUUUGUAACCGCGAAGGAAUUCCAAGCCAUGGAGAAAGAACUAGAAGAUGUAAAAGACGAACUGAAAUGCCUGAAGUGGAAGGUGAGACACAUUGGCGAGACUGUGCAGCCCCUGGCUGAAGACAGCAAGCGCUACAACGGCUAUACCCUGACGGAGCUCAAGGCAAUGGUGCAGUUUGAGGAUGACCCUUACAAGGCUGCACACAAGAUCCUAAACGCGCUCUUCAGUGAUGUCUACUUGCUACAGCACUCAGUCACUGAACAGGCCUGCAAGUCCCGGUCUCUGCCCAAGCCCAAAAUAGACCCAGAGCUGUACACGGUGUACUGUGACAUUCUGAAAAGCAUAUUCCCUGCAAUGAGCAGCCAGACCUUGAGGGAAGAGACCCAACACAUGCAGAAAAGCACUCAGAAAGAUGUGCAGUAACACCAGACCCUGCAAGAUGUUCUGCAACGUGAGAAGCCUCCGCUGAUUUUAGAGGACUGAACUGUGGUAGGUACCGCUGGUUGAGUCCAUCCCUUUUAGGUAUGAAUCAUCUGUAACGACAUUGGUGAGCUCUGAGCCCUUCAUGCCACUUGCCCAAUGAGACAGGGUGGGAAGGCAUUCUGCAUACUCCCUAUGUUAUAGAAAAAAAUUGCCCCCUUAGUGUGUCUUUCAAUAUAUGAACGUUUCCUUGUUUCCAGCAACUACAAAUGCUGACAAAAGAAUCCAGAGAAGGCAGUGUAUGUCCAGGCAAGGGCCUUCUCCCACCCCCAAACAGACCAACCAACCAGCACUUGGGUAGUUUCUAUUUUCUAGAGUAUAUCAUUCAUUAAAUGACAUUACUUGUUAGAAAAUUG
Molecule: messenger RNA, 2314 nt
Organism: Falco peregrinus (peregrine falcon)
Lineage: Eukaryota; Metazoa; Chordata; Aves; Falconiformes; Falconidae
Gene: GSG1L
Product: GSG1 like
Exons: 7
Coding region: 87-1901 (604 amino acids)
Cellular component (GO): plasma membrane
Source: RefSeq, a predicted model, not a curated record